ACCACAUCUGCUCCCAACCUAGGUUUAAGGCGAAGGGGAAAAGAUUUCAUAGGAAUCAGAGGGGUUAACUUUUUCACACAAAGGAUGGUGGUUGGGUGGAUCUCCUCUAACCUCAUGGAUAGGACAGGUUUGGUGGGAUGUGAACCAAGCGCAGGCAGGUGGGACUAGUGUAGCUGGGGCAUGUUGGCCAAGUUGGGCCAAAGGUCCUGUUUCCACAUUGUAUCACUCUAUAUGACUAAGAUGAGGCGUUCCACUCUAGGACGGUCCGAGACGUCCUUUCUCUUUAGUGAACAUGGUAACCUCACCUACUGUCAUGGAUGGAUCGCUCACCCGUGUCUCCUCUUUGUACCAUUGGCCUGCUCUACCUCCCCUCGACAGAAUAAGGCAGAGUACCCCUGGUCACUCACCUUUCACCCCACCAGCCUCCGCAUCCCACACAUCAUUCCACGACAUUUCCACCACAUUCAACGUGAUCCCACCACCCGUCACAUCUUCCCAUCCCCACCUCUUUCCACCUUCUGCUGAGACCGUUCCCUUCUGCAACUCCCUGGUUAACUCUUCCCUUCCCACCCAAGCCACCCCCUCCCCAGGCACCUUCCCCUGCAACCGCAGGAGAUGCAACACCUGUCCCUUUACCUCCACCCUCACCUCCAUCCAGGGUCCCCAGCAGUCCCUACAGGCGAGACAGAGGGUCACCUGCACCUCCUCUAACCUCAUCUACUGCAUCUAGUAUUCCCAAUGCGACUUCCAAUAUAUCGGCAUGACCAAGCGUAGACCAAUUCGCCCAACACUCGCACAGCAGUUCCUUGUUUCUGCUGGAUCUCCAAGUUGCUAACCCUUGUAACUCCCCUUCCCAAGGUUAGUGUGACCUCUAGUUUCAUAUCUCUAGUUUCCCUCUCCCCUGACUCUCAGUCUGAAGAAGGGACAAUUUACAGAAGCCAAUUAAUCUACAAACGUCUUUGGUGUGUGGGAGGAAAGUGGAGCACCCGGAGAAAACCCACGCAGGUCAUUAGGGAGAACGUGCAAACUCCGUACAGACAGCACCCAUAGUCUGAAGAAGGGUCUGGACACGAAAAGUCACCCAUUCCUUCUCUCCACAGAUGCUGCCUGACCCUGCUGAGUUGUAACUCCAGCAUUUUGUGUCGAGCUAGCAUCUGCAGUUUCCUGUUUACAGGAAAGGUUGAUGGUUUUUCUGGGUUGAACUUUGCGAACAUUACAGCGAUUUCAUUUAUCUCACUUCUCCAUCGCGAUCAUCUGACCGGCAGUGAAGUCAUAUGAUCCUCUCUCUUUCUCUCUAGGGUAGUAACGGAGAAGGAACCCCUCGGGAAUAAAGAGACUGUGGCUUAUAAACAGGAUUGUGAUUUGAUAUUUGCUGCUGCUCAAUUCUUUGGGAAAAUUAACAAUGAAAUUGAUUAUAUUGGAGGACGCGACGAAGGCCACUGAAUGGGCUGCCAAAUAUAUCCGCAAUCAGAUCAUUCGGUUCAACCCUGGGCCAGAGAGAUACUUCACCCUGGGCUUGCCGACUGGAAGCACUCCAUUGGGGUGUUAUAAAAAGCUAAUUGAAUAUUACAGAAAUGGAGAUCUGUCUUUCAAAUAUGUGAAGACCUUCAACAUGGAUGAAUAUGUGGGACUUCCGAGGGACCAUCCGGAAAGCUUUCACUCUUUCAUGUGGAACAAUUUCUUUAACUACGUGGAUAUCCUGCCUGAAAACGCCCACAUUCUGGAUGGGACUGCCCCUGACCUGGAUGCGGAGUGCAGGGCCUUUGAGGAGAAAAUUAAGUCGACCGGAGGAAUCGAGCUGUUUGUCGGAGGUAUUGGUCCAGAUGGUCACAUUGCUUUCAAUGAACCAGGAUCCAGUCUGGUGUCCCGCACAAGAGUGAAGACUUUGGCCAUGGAUACAAUAUUGGCCAACGCUAGAUUCUUUAAUGGAGAUUCCUCUAAAGUUCCUACCAUGGCUUUGACUGUCGGAGUAGGUACCGUAAUGGAUGCCAGAGAGGUGUUGAUCCUCAUCACAGGAGCCCACAAGUCUUUAGCUCUACAUAAGGCGAUAGAAGACGGUGUGAACCACAUGUCCACAGUCUCUGCCCUUCAGCAACAUCCCAAAACUCUCUUUGUUUGUGAUGACGAUGCCACGUCGGAACUCCGUAUGAAAACUGUCCGGUACUUUAAAGGUCUGUCGGAAGUUCACAAUAAGCUCGUGGAGCCGUUGUGUAGCAUGAAACAACCGUGUACCAUUAAACAGUGUGAAUGAAGAACAUGGGACUGCAUCUCCUUCCAGGGGUAUUCGUUCUACCGCAGGAGCCACUGAAGAAAGUCUAGUAUAUCAGGCCGCGAAUCUUAAGAUUGUUGAGUUUUGCUCUUCCCUCAGACCAUAAAGGGCCUGUCCCACUUUCCCGAGUUAUUCACGAACUCUCCCGAGUUUUCCCCUUGAUUCGAACUCGGAGAAUUACGGGAGUAGCCGUUCGUAGGUACUCGGGGCUAUGUAUUUUUACUCGUGGCCAUUUUUCAACAUGCUCAAAAAACGUCCCGACUUACCUGAUGCCCCGAGUUCCUAGGGCUGGCAUAACGAGCCGCUACGAAACGUCUACGGACUCCUACGGCCUCUUACGAGCUUGCUACUGACAUUACCCGACAUUCUCCGGGUUCGAAUCAAGGGGAAAACGCGGGAGAGUUUGUGAGUACCUCGGGAAAAUGGGACGGGGCCUUAAGACAUAGGAGCAGAAUGAGGCCGUUCAGCCCUUCUGCUCUGUCAUGGCCGAUCUGUGUUACCCACUCAACCACAUUCACCUGCCUUCUUCUCCCUGUAAUCUUUGACAAAAACCUUAUUCACCAAAAACCUAUCAAUCUCCGCAUUAGAAGCACCCAAUGACUUGGCCACCGCAGCCGUCUGUGGCAAUGAAUUCCACAGAUUCACCACCCUCUGACUAAAGAAAUUACUCCUCAUCUUUUAAACUUCAGCGAGAACAGGUCCAGAGCUAUCAAAUGCUCCUCCUACAUUAACCCAAUCAUCUCCCGAGAUAUUUAUCGUAAACCUCCUCUGGGCCCUCUCCGAUUCCAGAACAUCCUUCCUCGGAUGUGGGGCUGAAAACAGCUUAGACGGUUCCAAAUGUGGCCUGACCAGCACCUUAUUAACCCUCAGCAUCACUACAAUGCCUUUAUAUUCUCGUCCUUAAUAAGGGAAUGUAUCUAGGUCUGUUUACGGAUAGAGAUCUGGGACCUGUUCAUUGGAACGUUGGUGACCCGACCGAUAUGUUUUUCAAGGAAGGACAAAAUGUUGACAAUUGUGAUCCGACCCGUUAACAUUUAAAUUUAUGAGAUGACAGCUUGAAGUUUCAAGAUGCAGGGUCAGAAUUUUGAAAUGUUUUGUGUUGAACCAGUUGUAAAAUUUUGAAAAGUUUCUGCAAUUUAAAUGCCGGAAUCUGUUUACUAAACAGGACAAAGCCAUUCCAAUUACAGCUUUUUAUUAAAGAAAACAAAAAUUAAAAUUCAGAUUUCUUUAUUGCAAAAUGGCCUUGCACUGGAGUCAUGGUGACAAACUCCACACACUGUUGCUUAGUGCCAUAGUAUUCUUUGUAUUGUAUUCAAGUUUAUUGUCAUUGUCUCAAUUAGAGACAACAAAAUGAAUUUCCCUUUACAGUCAGUAUCAUAAAAAUAAUAAAAUAAUAAAUAAUAACACAUAUU
Molecule: messenger RNA, 3681 nt
Organism: Leucoraja erinaceus (little skate)
Lineage: Eukaryota; Metazoa; Chordata; Chondrichthyes; Rajiformes; Rajidae
Product: glucosamine-6-phosphate isomerase 1-like
Exons: 7
Coding region: 1403-2251 (282 amino acids)
Biological process (GO): carbohydrate metabolic process; N-acetylglucosamine catabolic process; N-acetylneuraminate catabolic process
Cellular component (GO): cytoplasm
Molecular function (GO): identical protein binding; glucosamine-6-phosphate deaminase activity
Source: RefSeq, a predicted model, not a curated record